UAUCUUCUCUGUAAGACCAGAACUAAGGAAAUAGACGCGGGUUUUUCUCCGACCUCUCACCGCAUCCCUCGCCCUCGCUUGGCCCGCGUUCAUCCUAACCCCUUAAACCCUAGCCUACCAUGAGAAGGUUGUCACCGGCUAUCGUCUGCGCCGGCAAGACUGUCCCAUCCGUUCUUCCUCUGCCCUCUCCCAGCGAGCUUUUCUCUUCUCUCUAUUGUUCCACCUCCGCCGCCGCCGCCGCCGCCGCCGCAGAUGUAACCGAGACUCCUCUGGAGACGAAUAAUAGCUCGCAUCUGAUAUCCUGCCUCUCUGACAUCCUCUCGCGUCGGAACUGGUUCGAAAGCGGGACUUUGCGAAGCUUAGCCCCCUCUGUCACCCCGGCUGUUGUCGCCGAGCUCCUCCGCGGACGCUUCAUUGAUGCUGAGUCCGCCUUCGCCUUCUUCAAUUGGAUUGGGAGGCGUCCUGGUUUUAGCCACACCGUAGACUCUUAUGCGUCUCUGGUUUAUUCCCUUCUCCGAUCGAAGUCUUGUUUCAACAUCGAGAAAGUUGUCAUCUUUAUGCUCAAAUCUUGCGGUUCAGCCGAAGAAGUGUGCUCUGCGUUAGAAACCUUCAAGGCCGUUAGACGAGAAGGUGGCGGUGUUGGAUUCAAUCCCUCAAUCCGAUGCUAUAACUCUCUGUUGUUGUCACUUUCUAGGUUUGGGAUGGUUGAGGACAUGAAAGACAUUUACCGAAAUAUAGAAGAAGAUCAAAUUUUGCCUGACAUUGUUACUUACAAUACAAUGAUUAAAUAUUACAGCAAGGAAAAGAAUCUGGCUGAAGCGUACCAACUUCUUGGUGGUUUACGGAAAGCAGGUUUAGUUCCAGAUACAUUUACUUGGAAUUCCUUGAUGUUAGGUCACUGUAGACAGAAGAAUUUAGGCAGAGCUUGUUGGAUUUUUAUGAUGAUGCCACAGAUGGGUUGCUCUAGGAAUGAAUUUUCUUAUACCAUUCUCAUCCAAGGGCUUUGUCAAUGUUGUAGAGUUGGUGAAUCUUUGAGCUUGUUCAGAGGCAUGGGAAGUGAUACUUACCAACCCAACAUCCAUACGUACACAGUGAUGAUAGACGGUCUUUGCAAGGCAGGUGAGCUUGAGUCUGCUGAAAAAUUGUUCCAUGCGAUGUUUGAUAGAGGUUUAGUUCCUAGCACUGUGACAUACAAUGCUCUGCUUGACGGGUACUGUAAGAGAGGGAAUCUUGAAGCUGCUUUUUCAGUUUUGGAGCUAAUGGAAUCGAAGGGGUGUAAACCAGAUGUUUGUACUUACUCACAGAUCAUUAAUUGUCUUUGUAUGGAGAACAGGCUUGAUGAUGCUGAGGCACUUCUGGCUGAGGUUGUUGCAAAGGGAACUGUUGCUAAUGGUUUUACUUAUAGUGCUCUCAUAGACAAGUAUUGCAAGUGCGGGAAGACCAAUGAUGGUUUGAGAGUUAUGGAAUUCAUGGAACUAAAUGGUUGUAAGCCAGAUGCUUGGAUAUUUACAAUGGUGAUAGACGGCCUGUGCAAGGAGAGUAGACUAGAAGAUGCUGAAAAAAUGCUAUGUCGGAUGCUUGAGAAAGGAUUGGUUCUGAGUGUCGUCACUUACACGGCUUUGAUUGAUGGACUUUGUAAAAGAGAGAAGUUGGAUGAGGCACUCAAAGUGGUGGAGAAGAUGGAAUCAAGUGGGUGUCAACCUAAUGUUUGGACUUACAAUAGUCUAAUUUAUGGAUUUUGUCAAGUGAGACAUGUUCACAAGGCGAUGAUUUUGCUAUCCAAGAUGCUUGAGAGUGGGCCACCUCCCAACACAAUCACAUACACCAACUUAAUCAAUUGCCAAUGCAAGGAAGGCUAUAUAGACGAUGCUUUUAGAUUACUUAAUGCAAUGGAGGCAAAAGGUUUGUCUGCUGAUCAGCAGACAUAUACUAUUUUGAUAGAUACCCUCUGCAAACAUGGUAGAGUAGAAGAAGCUCAUUCUCUAAUUACUUCGCUGACUGUUAAAUGCAUAAGACCAAACAAGAUCAUGUACACAGCCUUAAUUGAUGGUCUAUGCAAAUCAGGAAUGAUUGAUCUUGCUCAUUCCUUGCUGGAGAAAAUGAUAUCAGAUGAUUGCUUGCCAGACUACUACACCUAUAGUGUCCUGAUAGAUGGAUUUUGCAAAGAGAAAAAAUUGGAAGAAGCCUUGUCAUUGCUAGAGAACAUGUUGGAUAAAGGUAUAGAACCUACGGCUGUGACUUCUACAAUUCUAAUAGAUGAGAUGCUCAAAAGAGGGGAGUACAAUAGAGCCAACAUGAUGUUGGCUCGAAUGUUUACUUCUGGUUCUAAGCCAACUGCUUUCACUUACACUGCAUUCAUUCGAGCCUAUUGCAGCGAAGGGAGAGUACAAGAGGCAGAAAGUAUUAUAACAAAAAUGAAAAAUGAAGGAGUUCUUCCUGAUGUGAUAACAUAUCAUACAUUGAUUAAUGGGUUUGGAACUAUGGGGUACCUGGAUCAGGCAUUUUGUACUCUAAAGCAAAUGAUUGAUUCUGCAUGUGAACCAGACUAUUGGACAUAUUCAGUUCUCCUCAAACAUUUUUUAUAUUGGAAACAGAAUAAUGUUACCUUUAUUAGCAGUAUUUCAGGAUUGUGGACGGUAGUAGAAGUUGCAAGAGUUAUGGAUCUACUGGAAGAGCUACAUAAAUAUGGUUGCACUCCUGAUCUUAUUACCUUUGGUUCUUUUAUUUCAGGGUUCUGCAAAGUUGGCCGGUUGGAAGAAGCAUGUGUUCUAUUCUCUCAUAUGAAAAAUGAAGGUUUAUCUCCUACCGGAGAUAUCUACACUUCACUAAUUAGUUGUUGCUGCAAAUCAAAAAUGUACACAGAGGCAUCAACCUAUAUAAACUCAAUGGUGGAAGGUGGCCAUCUUCCUCUGCUGGAAUCCUACCAGAUUAUUCUUUCUGGGCUUUGUGACGAGGAACAAUUUGAGCAGGCAAAAUUGUUUUUCACUGAUUUACUAGGUAAAGGAUACAACAGCGAUGAAAUUGUAUGGAAGGUUCUCAUUAAAGGUAUACUUGAAAAAGGCUAUGUGGAACUAUUUAGUGAGAUGUUUAACAUCAUGAAGGAAUCAAAUUGUUUACCGACUACUGAGACAAGUGAUUUGAUAGCAAAGUACACUGUGAAAGAAGUCAAUGAGGAAAUAAAUGUACUAGAGUCAUGACCCUUCUUUGUGUGUGUCUAACAUUGUAACUAAUGUUUACUUGAAGAGGAAGAUUAUGAAGUAUGAUCUGUUAUGCAAACAUUCAUGAAAUGCAUAUUGAUUGGUGGUUGCAGUAGCCUUACAUGAGAAUGGAUGCUUGGAAGGCGUACAGGUUGUGCUCAUCCACUGCGGAACACAAGCAAAACCAGAUCAUACCACAUGGACUCAGUUGAAGUAUCCUUUUUCAGAUAUCCGAUGUGGUACACGUGGACUUGACUUUCUCUUUGCUAUGCGAACAUCCUUUUCAGUAUCUUGGUGCUCAAAGUUUAUUCCAGCCAAAUAUUAUUCUGGUUUCUGAUUAUGAAUGGACUUUCUGGUGCAACACUUUCAAGGACAUAAAGAUGCCACUUGAGGAGUUUCUCCAUUCAAUUAUGCCAACCAUGCAAGUACUUAGCUGCUGACUCUGGCGAUGAACUUAUUCUGUUGCGGGAACACGAUGACGAAAAGGAUAGACAACGAAAGCCCUAACCUAUGUUUGAAGGUGAAGAAGAAGAAAUAGGAUGGAUGUUCAUUGUUAAAGAUAUUAUCAUUGCCUUCGCAGUCUCGGUUGCUAACAAGUUAAGUCAUUUUUGAAUGCGUGUAGAGGGAGGCUCUUAACUUGUAAUAGGUCACUUCUUUAUUUAUGUAAUUUAUCAAAAUACGCCCCUUAUUUUCUAGAUUUACCAAAAUAUGCCCCUAUUGUGUUUCAU
This is a messenger RNA of Zingiber officinale, 3925 nucleotides long. Its product is annotated as pentatricopeptide repeat-containing protein At5g65560-like. The record is from RefSeq and is a predicted model, not a curated record. Gene Ontology annotation, molecular function: protein binding. The transcript is spliced from 5 exons. Bases 120 to 3197 code for a protein of 1025 amino acids. NCBI's taxonomy places the organism in Eukaryota, Viridiplantae, Streptophyta, Magnoliopsida, Zingiberales, Zingiberaceae.